UUGGGUUCUUUGAAUUCCACAGCGCAGCAGCUCUAACGUAGGAACGUAUUUCCACUUAAGAUCAGAGAAGUAUCUCUGCUUGUAGAUAAAUCUCGCAUUUAUUCAUCCAAACGUGUAGCCCGUUCCAUCCUACCAUACCGUACACAACCACCCACCAUGGCCCCCACCGACGUCGAACGCACCCUCCGCCUCAUCACCGUCCUUACCUUCAUUCCAUGCCUAGCUUUCUCCCUCGGCGGCGCAAUCGCUUCUAAUGGAAUCAUCAUCGGCAUGGGCAUCCUCCCCCUCUUCUGCUCGUCCCUGAGCGGCCUCGUCCACCUGACCCACAAAGGCAGGAGCCUCGCGCGCCGCCGACCCAACCUCUCCAUCGCCAUCGACGUGAUCAUCGGAGGCAUGUUUCUCUUCGGUAUCCUCAUCCCGUUCUGGGUCGUUGAGCGAAGGCGGUUCGCAUGGCGAAUCAAGCAAGUCGAUUAUAUUAUCGUGGAGGCGUAUGCGUCGGCGCUACUCAUGGUGAAUACUGCCAUCCAUUUCUACAUCGCCUUCACCCAGAUGUACGCAGCUUGGUUCCCCGGGGGGUUCUUGGUGUGCCGCGAGUGCGAAGAGUGUAGGCGGAAGACUGCACAGCGUACGCAUGAUGGUGCGCAGUACAGUCCUCUCUUGUAUCCGGAUGAGGAGCCGUAUCGCGACUCGAUGGAUACCGUGACGGGUGAUGCGUCUGAGGAACCUCGGGCAAAACUGUCGGUGGAAGCUGUUGAGGAGGCUAGACCCUCGAGCACACGGGACGAGGAAGAGGCUAUGCUGGCCCAGGUCUGAGGACUUCGCAUGGUGUGUCGCAGAAUCACUUGUCGCUGUGGCUCUACACAUACAAGACGAGUAUCUGCCAGGGUCAGAGGAAUUAUCUCAGUCUAGCGAAGCAUAUGUGUGUUGACAUGACUCCGGGGGCAAAUCCGCAAAUGGGUGUUCCAGCGACAGUGGAUUAUCAGAUUUCCAUUUGAUGUAUCUAGAUAUGAUGAGAUGAAAAAAGAGAACUUAUGCUUUUGGAACGUCGGGGCUCUUCUUCUUCGUUGUCCUCCACUCUGUGCCCAAAGCGCCAAUCAUCGACAUAGCACAUAAAGCUGCU
Messenger RNA from Mytilinidion resinicola, 1120 nucleotides. RefSeq lists its product as uncharacterized. Lineage: Eukaryota; Fungi; Ascomycota; Dothideomycetes; Mytilinidiales; Mytilinidiaceae. The transcript is spliced from 2 exons. Bases 157 to 813 code for a protein of 218 amino acids. The record is from RefSeq and is a predicted model, not a curated record.